Molecule: messenger RNA, 678 nt
Organism: Tyto alba (common barn owl)
Lineage: Eukaryota; Metazoa; Chordata; Aves; Strigiformes; Tytonidae
Product: olfactory receptor 1G1-like
Exons: 3
Biological process (GO): G protein-coupled receptor signaling pathway
Cellular component (GO): membrane
Molecular function (GO): olfactory receptor activity
Source: RefSeq, a predicted model, not a curated record
CUGCACUACGGGACCCUCCUGGGCAGCAGAGCUUGUGUCCACAUGGCAGCAGCUGCCUGGGGCACUGGGCUGCUCAAUUCUCUCCUUCACACUGCCAACACAUUUUCCCUACCAAUCUGCCAGGGAAUUGCUGUGGACCAAUUCCUCUGUGAAAUCCCCCAGAUCCUCAAGCUCUCCUGCUCAGAUUCCUACCUCAGGGAAGUUGGACUUAUCAUGGUUAGUGCCUGUUUAGUAUUUGGCUGUUUUCUUUUCAUCAUGCUGUCCUAUGUACAGAUAUUCCGGGCCGUGCUGAGGAUCCCCUCUGAGCAGGGACAGCACAAAGCCUUUUCCACGUGCCUCCCUCACCUGGUCGUGGUCUCCCUGUUUGUCAGCACUGGCAUGUUUGCCUACCUGAAGCCCGCCUCCAUCUCCUCCCCAUCUCUGGACCUGAUGGUGUCAUUUCUGUACUCAGUGGUACCUCCAGCAACUCCACUCUUCCUCCUGUCACUCAUCAUGACUGUGAUUGGGCACAUCCUCAUCGCUGUUUUGAUGGUGUCAGAGCAGCAUCUGCACACCCCCACGUACUUCUUCUGGGGCAAUCUGUCCUCCUUGGAGACCUGCUACAGCUCCACCUUCCUGCCCUGGCUGCUGGCCAGCUUGCUGAAUGGGGACGGGACCAUUUCUGCUCACAGCUUCUGA